GAUCAAUGCUGUGCAGGUGUAGGUACAAUAGUAAUUAUUUUAUUUUGAUUAGAAUUCCAUUAACAGCAUGCUUAGUUAGAAUUUGCCAGUAUGAGCUGUGGUGAUUCCGUGCCCCGAAAAAUUAAUAUUCGAAUAUUGUUUUUUGCAAAAUCACGUGAAUUAUCUGGAGUAAGUGAGGCUUCGUUUUGCUUGGAUACAGAUAACAUUUCUUCGCUUGAAUUGUUGAACACAAUUAGCCGACUAUAUAAUUUGGAAUCAAUUAAAUCCACCAUUGUGUUGGCCAUAAACCAAAUAUAUUGUGACACUGAGUCUGGAGAGCAAUUAAAUUUGAAGGAGGGCGAUGAAAUUGCCAUUAUUCCUCCUUUAAGCGGCGGCUAA
Messenger RNA from Stomoxys calcitrans (stable fly), 378 nucleotides. RefSeq names its product molybdopterin synthase sulfur carrier subunit (gene Mocs2A). The record is from RefSeq and is a predicted model, not a curated record. NCBI's taxonomy places the organism in Eukaryota, Metazoa, Arthropoda, Insecta, Diptera, Muscidae. The transcript has a single exon. The coding region runs from base 91 to 378 and encodes 95 amino acids. Gene Ontology annotation, biological process: Mo-molybdopterin cofactor biosynthetic process. Gene Ontology annotation, cellular component: cytosol.